GGAAGUAGACGUACCUCACGGAAGCCGGCUUUGGCCCUGCGGCUGCUACCGUCGCCGCGGAGAAAUUGUUGGAUCUGGCAGUCUAGGAAUGAGGUGACUUCGUCAAUGCUCCUACCUCGAGUUCUUGAGACAGACCUGGACCGAUCCCCCACCUUGGAAUCUCCUCUCAGCCUUUAAGCUCACCUGGUCAGGAUCCUUGGAUGAGCCUGUGGGACCGUUCCUCCUAGCCCUGUGGUUUGGAACCAGUGGCUUUGGGACUGUAAGAGGAUGGACAAAGGCCUUGCCACCUCCCCCUGGGCCAGCACCACCCAUGUACCUGUCGGCAGAGCCACAAUUGACUGACUUGCUGUUGAGCUGCUGCUCUUUAGCAUGGCUGCAUUUUGAUGGCAGAGGGAGCAGUUGUGCCCAGAGCCCAGCGUGUCGGCAUCACCAGUCUGACCCGAGCACCAUGUGCUGCACGACAUGACACGUGGCACCGGGGGAACUGCCCAGCGUGGAAGGUCUGGGCCAGGUCUGAGCCCAGAUGGGAUCUGGAUGGCCAAGGAACUCUACCUUAAAACCUCAAGUGUCAAGGAGGCAGGGGAGGGGCCAAGAGGGCUGGCAGGGGAAGGGGGCUGGGGAGGGUCCCAUUUGCAGGGGCUCCAGGAUCUUAGGAGGCCCGAAUCCACCAUUUCUCUCUUGCUAGAUUCUCAGGGGCUGCUAGAUUCAUCCCUGAUGGCAUCAGGCACUGCCAGCCGCUCAGAGGAUGAGGAGUCACUGGCAGGGCAGAAGCGAGCCUCCUCUCAGGCCUUGGGCACCAUCCCUAAACGGAGAAGCUCCUCCAGGUUCAUCAAGAGGAAGAAGUUCGAUGAUGAGCUGGUGGAGAGCAGCCUGGCAAAGUCUUCUACCCGGGCGAAGGGGGCCAGUGGGGUGGAACCAGGGCGCUGUUCGGGGAGUGAACCCUCCUCCAGUGAGAAGAAGAAGGUAUCCAAAGCCCCCAGCACUCCUGUGCCACCCAGCCCAGCCCCAGCCCCUGGACUCACCAAGCGUGUGAAGAAGAGUAAACAGCCACUUCAGGUGACCAAGGAUCUGGGCCGCUGGAAGCCUGCAGAUGACCUCCUGCUCAUAAAUGCUGUGUUGCAGACCAACGACCUGACCUCCGUCCACCUGGGCGUGAAGUUCAGCUGCCGCUUCACCCUUCGGGAGGUCCAGGAGCGCUGGUACGCCCUGCUCUACGAUCCUGUCAUCUCCAAGUUGGCCUGUCAGGCCAUGAGGCAGCUGCACCCAGAGGCUAUUGCAGCCAUCCAGAGCAAGGCCCUGUUUAGCAAGGCUGAGGAGCAGCUGCUGAGCAAAGUGGGAUCGACCAGCCAGCCCACCUUGGAGACCUUCCAGGACCUGCUGCACAGACACCCCGAUGCCUUCUACCUGGCCCGUACCGCGAAGGCCCUGCAGGCCCACUGGCAGCUCAUGAAGCAGUAUUACCUGCUGGAGGACCAGACAGUGCAGCCGCUGCCCAAAGGGGACCAAGUACUGAACUUCUCUGAUGCAGAGGACCUGAUUGAUGACAGUAAGCUCAAGGACAUGCGAGAUGAGGUCCUGGAACAUGAGCUGAUGGUGGCUGACCGGCGCCAGAAGCGAGAGAUUCGGCAGCUGGAACAGGAACUGCAUAAGUGGCAGGUGCUAGUGGACAGCAUCACAGGCAUGAGCUCUCCGGACUUCGACAACCAGACACUGGCGGUGCUGCGGGGCCGCAUGGUGCGGUACCUGAUGCGCUCCCGCGAGAUCACCCUGGGCAGAGCAACCAAGGAUAACCAGAUUGAUGUGGACCUGUCUCUGGAGGGUCCGGCCUGGAAGAUAUCCCGGAAACAAGGUGUCAUCAAGCUGAAGAACAACGGUGAUUUCUUCAUUGCCAAUGAGGGUCGACGGCCCAUCUACAUCGAUGGACGGCCGGUGCUGUGUGGCUCCAAAUGGCGUCUCAGCAACAACUCUGUGGUGGAGAUCGCCAGCCUGCGAUUCGUCUUCCUUAUCAACCAGGACCUCAUUGCCCUCAUCCGGGCUGAGGCUGCCAAGAUCACACCACAGUGAGGAGUGGUGGCAGGACUCGUGGGCCCUCUCCGGCCUGUUUCCCCUGCCACUCCAGACCCCUUGAGCUGGGAACUCAGGCUCCUGGAAAAACCUGCCCAGAGUGGGCAGUGGGAGGCUCAGCUGCGGGCCAUUGAUUUGAGCCUUUGAGGGAGGAUAGGGCUGGCCUUUGUGAAGCCAGCAGAGGCUGAGAACCUCGGGCUUCCCUAGAUCCAGAGCCCCUCUCCAUCUUCCUCUCUCUAAAAACAACCCUACCCCCCGUUGCCACCUUCACUCCUGUGUCUCCAGCUGAUUAGCCUCAGACUCUUCCUUUAUUGUUUUGUAAAUAAAAAGCACCAGGUUCCAAA
This is a messenger RNA of Symphalangus syndactylus (siamang), 2408 nucleotides long. It is a transcript of the gene MCRS1, whose product is annotated as microspherule protein 1. Gene Ontology annotation, biological process: positive regulation of transcription by RNA polymerase II. Gene Ontology annotation, cellular component: Ino80 complex; NSL complex; MLL1 complex. NCBI's taxonomy places the organism in Eukaryota, Metazoa, Chordata, Mammalia, Primates, Hylobatidae. Gene Ontology annotation, molecular function: G-quadruplex RNA binding; protein binding. The record is from RefSeq and is a predicted model, not a curated record.